GCAUAGGUAUGGCGGCGCCCCAGCCCGAGAUGGUAGUGGCGGUGUGGCCCAAGAUCCGCACUACAACAAUGAGAAGGGUGGUAACAACUUAACCAACGAACGAUAUGAGCGAAUUCUGGAGCAGGACAAUGAUAGUCUGGUUUUGGAUUUGUCCAACAAGAUAGACGCGUUGAAGAGUUUAACGACGGGGAUCGGAGAAGAAGUGAGAUCUCAGAAUAAGUUUCUUGACGGCAUGCAAGAAAACUUCGCUGGCGCGAGCGAUCUUCUGGGUGGUGCCAUGAAGAGACUGCAGGUGGUGGCAGCCAAGGGAGGAGGCCUCAUGUGUUACCUCAUGCUGUUCGUGUUGUUUGUCAUGCUUGUCAUGCGUAGUGACCAGAGUGAUGGGUAUAGGCACGGCGGUAUUGCCUGCGCCCUGCAAUCUGGGACAGGGCCAGGGAACUGUGAGACAGUGGGACAGCCUUUUAGUAGUACUGCUGUAGUAGUAUUUACGAGUGACGGGGUAGGUAUGGUAAGGCACCAGGACGACAUACAUUCCAUAGUCAAAGAGUUUGAGUUGGGCGUGACAUCACGUUGCCAUGGAUACCCCGGAGUAUUCUCGAAUUAUCCAAUGACUAGGAUGGAACGCGAAUCCCGUAAAAUUCUGCAGCUAGGCGAAAUUUGGGUGCCAAUAGACUCCGGGUGUCAAUAG
Messenger RNA from Sphaeroforma arctica JP610, 688 nucleotides. RefSeq lists its product as hypothetical. NCBI's taxonomy places the organism in Eukaryota, Ichthyosporea, Ichthyophonida. The record is from RefSeq and is a predicted model, not a curated record. The transcript has 5 exons. The annotation marks the transcript as partial. Gene Ontology annotation, cellular component: SNARE complex; Golgi trans cisterna. Gene Ontology annotation, molecular function: SNAP receptor activity.